This is a messenger RNA of Bombus impatiens (common eastern bumble bee), 393 nucleotides long. RefSeq lists its product as uncharacterized. The coding region runs from base 1 to 393 and encodes 130 amino acids. The record is from RefSeq and is a predicted model, not a curated record. NCBI's taxonomy places the organism in Eukaryota, Metazoa, Arthropoda, Insecta, Hymenoptera, Apidae. The transcript has 2 exons.
AUGGCAGACGAAACCGUCCAGGUGGGAUCGCAGAUGAAAUAUCUGGGUCUCGUCAUCGAGAGUCAGUGGACGUUCGAGCCACACUUCGAUUGCCUGAUUCCGAAAGUGUCGGUGGCUGCUAAUGCCCUGAGCGGCCUGCUACCGUACAUCGGCGGAGGAGAAGACGCGGUGCGCCGAUUUUACGAGAGCGUCAUUCUGUCCCGAGCGAUGUACGGGACCCCGGUAUGGGCGGACGACCUGUUGGCGAGCUGCCGCAGCAUCCUGCUCCUGAGGAGGCUACACGAGAGAUCGCAUCUCAACAGAGAUCAAAAUUUGUCAAGAGAGGAAACUAAUUAUCCUGCUAAUGAGUCGUCGAGCGACGUCGAAGACCAAGAGAACGAGAUCGAUGCUUGA